AUGAUUUCAUUAUAUGAGGAAAUUCGCCUCAAAAGAGAUGCAGAGAAUAAGAAAAAGCUAGAGGCUCUCAAUCUUCCAAAGCUCUCUCAAUCCCUUCCUAAAACAUCUUCGUCUUCUUCCAAACCAUCACCAUCUGUGAAGGGUCGUCCGAGGUUUGUACAACCUGGAGAGCUUGAAGUAAACAAAAAGCGCCUACGUUCAACUACAACACGUAAAUCAUUAAUAAUCCCUCCGCCAAUCAAAACUACAAUAACUCUUCUGCCAAUCCAAACUAAAAUUACCCCUCUGCCAAUUGAAACUACAAUAACCCCAUUGCCAAUCCAAACUGCAAAAGAUAUUGUGGUAGCAGAUGAGGAUGAAGAUAUUAUGGUAGGAGAUGAGACUGAAGAUGAUGUGGUAGGAGAUGAGGCUGAAGAUGUUGUGGUAGGAGACGAGGCUGAAGAUGUUGUGGUAGAAGAUGUGACUGAUGAUGUUGCAAAAGUGGCUAAAUUUGUUUAUUGGGAUGUAAAUGUCAUUAGUGAGGAGGGUUAUGUUUCAAACACACGUUUAUGUGUGAAAGACUUGGUUACAAAAUCAAAGUCUGAUGGAACAUGGAUAAUACUUGAAUUUGAUAAGGAUCAUUGUGUAAUAGGACCAGCUUCUGGUUUGUUAGCAGGGUAUUUGGGUAUAAUUAUUAGAAUGUUUAAAGACUUUCCUAAAAUGUUCGAGAGUUGGAAGGAUAUUGCAACGGAUACAAAAAUAAAGUUUUAUGAUUCAAAGAUAAAGCUCCACUUUCUUGUUGAUGAUGGGCGUGACAAAGAAUUCAUACUUGCUUAUGCUACAAAGAAAUGGAAGGAUGACCGACAUCAAUUGUUUCGCCAAUUUUAUAGAUGGGAUCUCACUUUGGAGGAAAAUCUUCAAAAUUAUCCAAAAUGCAUAGGCAUUCUGGAAAAUGAUUGGGCUGUUUUUGUUCAAUAUAGGCGGAAAGAAAAAACACAGAAAAUAGCCCCAAAAAAUGCCCAAAAUAGAGCAAAAUUGAAGACUCCACAUACACUCGGAUUUAAGUCGAUUGCAAGGAAGAAACAUGAGUUGGAAUCGAGAGAUGGACGAACAUGCAGUAGAAGAGAAAUGUAUGCAAUUUCUCAUAAAAAGUCUGACGAGUCUUUUGUCAGUGAAGAUGCAUAUAAUAAUAAUGAAAAGUUAUAA
Messenger RNA from Lathyrus sativus (Indian pea), 1185 nucleotides. The record is from the annotation of a GenBank genome assembly. Lineage: Eukaryota; Viridiplantae; Streptophyta; Magnoliopsida; Fabales; Fabaceae.